This is a messenger RNA of Aethalodelphis obliquidens (Pacific white-sided dolphin), 1784 nucleotides long. RefSeq names its product translation initiation factor IF-2-like. NCBI's taxonomy places the organism in Eukaryota, Metazoa, Chordata, Mammalia, Artiodactyla, Delphinidae. The transcript has 2 exons. The record is from RefSeq and is a predicted model, not a curated record. The coding region runs from base 1 to 987 and encodes 328 amino acids.
AUGGCGGAGUGGGGAAGUGGGGGGAGAAGGCCAGCUUCCCCAGAAUCCGGCCGAGACUGGACUCGGAGUGACGCCUCGAGCCCUUCCCAACCCCUGCCAGGAGUUCCGAGUUCGGGUCUCCGCGGCCGCUGGCCCGGGGAGCUCGCGGCGCGAAGAGCCGAGCCCGGGGCGGGGGUGCGGGCAGUGGGGCCUGGGCGACGCGCCGGGCGGCCGCGAGGGCUUUGGGAUCGCUGGCCCCACUUCCUACCUGCCCCGACCGGGAGCCAGAGGCAGUGGGCGCCCCGGAAGGCCGCAAGGCCGCCGCUCGGAGCCCGGAGCUCGGGGGCUGCGGCGCUCCGGCCCCGAACGCGGGCCCGGGGCCGGGCGGCAUGGGCGGCGCGGCGGGCCAGGGCGGCGGGACGGCUGCGGCGGCUGCUGGGGAGCGCGGAGGUGGCGCCGCGAGGGGGAGGGGGCGCGGCGGCGGAGGAGGAGGAGCCCGGGCCGCCGCAGCCGCUGACAGCGGCCCGAGUAAACAAGCCGCGCCGCCGCCGCGGCCCGGCCGCUGCCCCCGCCCGCGCCGGAGCCGGAGCCGAGGCCGAGGCCGAGCCCUGCCCUGGUCGCCGGCCCGGCCGAGGCCGCGCCGCCGCUCCUCCCCGCCUCCGCGCGGUGACGCUGCUGCCGGCGCGGGGACCGCGUCGAGCCCAGGCCCCGCCGCCGGUCUCUCCGCUCGGCCGAGGGGCGCCCGAGCCGCCGCGGCGCUCGCCUGGAAAAGUUUCCCCGCCCGGGCUCCCUAGGGUAAGCGGCGAGGGCGCGGGGCCCGGUGGAGGCAGCGCGCCGGGAGCCGGGCCCGAGGAGAGCCGGCCGGACUGGGCCGCUCUGCCGGAGGAGCUGGCUCCGCGGCCCGGGCGCGCAGGCGGGGGAGGGUCGGGGUCGCUGGCGCGGAGGCAGCCCGGGCCCGGCUGCCCGCCCGGCUUUCGAAACUGGCCCCCGGGCCGGCCCCGAGGGUGAAGCCGCGGGGAGCAGGAAGGGCGCCCCGCAGCCCACCUGAGAGCGUCGGGCCCGGCUUGGCUCCCAGCCCUUGUAGGUGCCGGUACUUUUCCGCUUGGGGCCGGGGCAAGCCCUCUGACCUCAGGAAGCGCCAGCGGGGCCCCCGCUGGGGGCGGGAUGGCGAGAGAAUUCCAGAGGCGCCGGGUGCUCCCGCCUCCGGGCCGUCCUUCGGGGGCCGCCGCCGGCUCGCCCACUCCGCGGCUGGGGAGGGCCUGCGCUCCCGCCGGGGGAGGGGAGGAGCGGUUGUUCGCGAGGUGGAGGGAAUUAUUCACCGCCCGGGUCUCGUCCCCGCCUGCACACCUGAGCGGCGAGACACUCAGGUGCGGGAUCCGCGGGCGCUGGGAGGCUGGCUCAGGUAGGUUCUGGGGCUGCCUCCCGCGGAGGCCUGGCCGAGACCCCUGCUGCCCCCGUGGGGUGGCUGGACUGAGGGGCGGCCUGCUUGCCAGACAGGUCUUACAGCAGUCACUUGUCAGGUCAGUACCUGCUCUCCCCGCCAUCCUCUUGACCCUUGCCCCUGGGGGUGCAGACCCUCCUCCACCGGAGGGUGUCAGAAUUCUUUCUGACUUGGGAAGUGGGAGGGGAACCCAGGUGAUGUGGCCUAGUGAGGGCUGGGCAGCUGCUGGCCAGGUGUGGGCACAGCAUAGGAGAGUAGCCAAGCCUGACCCGUCUCAACCAGAGUGGCCGAAGUUUUACGAUAUCCUAUAUUGGGUUUCCACAUAAGAUUUGAUUUUUUAAAGAUUCUGUGGCUUUAAAAAAAA